GGGGACAUACAGAAAAUGUAUCGUCAAAUCCUAAUUCAUCCAAAUGAUAGAGCAUUCCAAAGAAUAUUAUAUCAACCUGAAAAAAAUGGCCCUAUCAAAGGUUAUGAAUUGAAAACUGUUACGUUUGAAGUGAAUAGCGCGCCUUUUCUAGCAAUUCGUACGUUACAUCAACUAGCGUCAGAUUCAAAAGCGGAAUCUCCCAAAGCAUCAUCCAUUUUAAAGUAUGAGACUUAUGUAGAUGACAUAUUAACUGGAGGGGUUUCAAUUGAAGAAACUCGAGAGGCACAAAAUGAAUUAAUUAAAACUCUGAAGUCUGCUGGAUUUUUACUCAAGAAAAUAACAGCAAAUGAUACACAGUUAUUGGAAGAUUUACCAAAAGACAAUAUAUAUGAUUCCGAUUUUUUACGGUUUCAUGAAACUAGCUCCACAAAAACUUUAAGCAUAAAGUGGGAAGCAAUAUCAGAUACAUUUACAUAUACUUUUUCAGCACUAAGUCCAUCUACGAAAAUAACAAAACGCCAAGUUCUGUCAUCAGUCGCAAAACUGUUUGAUCCAGCUGGAUGGCUAGCCCCUAUAGUCAUCAGAGCAAAAAUAUGUAUGCAGCAGUUAUGGUUAGAAGGUAAAGACUGGGAUGAAGAAGUUUCUGAGGAAUCUCUACAAAAUUGGAACAAUUUAGUACAAGACUUAUCUGAAGUUGAACUAAUAUCAAUUCCCCGUUGGAUUCAACUUAUGCCUAAUGAUACAAUACAAAUUCACGGUUUCUGUGAUGCAUCGAAAUCUGCUUAUUGUGCCACUGUAUACAUUAGGUGUCAAACAAAAACUCAAAAUGUAUUCUCAAAUUUACUAGUAGCAAAAAGUAAAGUUGCCCCUUUACAAACUGUCUGCCUCCCGCGCUUAGAGCUUAAUGGCGCAGUGUUAUUAGCAAAUUUAGUUAAUUACGUAAUAAACUCUCUUAAUUUCAGUAAAAGCGAAAUAUAUUUGUGGACAGAUUCAGCUAAAGUCCUUGGAUGGUUAUCAAAACCACCUUCAUCAUGGGAAACUUAUGUGGCAAACAGAACAUCACGAAUACAUGAAUUAAUGACUAAUGUCACAUGGCGACAUGUUCCAACACAUGAUAAUCCAGCUGAUUUGGGCACACGAGGUUGUAAAGCACAAAAUUUGGUAAAUAAUUCACUUUGGUGGAAUGGACCAUCAUGGUUAAAAAAAACCAUAAUCAGAAUGGCCUAA
This is a messenger RNA of Lucilia cuprina (Australian sheep blowfly), 1227 nucleotides long. RefSeq lists its product as uncharacterized. The transcript has a single exon. Bases 16 to 1227 code for a protein of 403 amino acids. Lineage: Eukaryota; Metazoa; Arthropoda; Insecta; Diptera; Calliphoridae. The record is from RefSeq and is a predicted model, not a curated record.